AUGCGCCUCGCCCCUGAGAAGCCAUAUCUCAGUUACUACGACGUUUUGUUGACAGCCGAAGAUAUUAAGGCUCUCAAGCAUGACUGGUUAACCGACAACAAUAUCGCUUUCUGGGAAGAGUAUUUGGAGCGCGAAACUCUUCCCAAGUACCCCCAAGCUCGCAUCGUUCUGCUCCGCCCCAGCAUGACAUUUCUUCUCAUGAAGGAACCGGACACUCGAUCAAUCCAAUCCGCUCUUCCCGAUUUCUCCAAGGUUACGCAUAUCUUCCUACCCAUCAACGAUAAUCGUAAUGUGAGCGUCGCUGAGGGCGGUAGCCAUUGGUCGCUGCUUCUCGUCUCGACUCUUGAUGGUGUAGCCUUUCAUUACGACUCGCUUGGCGGCGCCAACUACUCUGAGGCCAAUGUCGCUUCACGCAAGCUUGCCAACAUACUCGGCCGACCCCUCCGAUUUAUCAACUUGGACGAUUGCCCCCAGCAGGAAAAUGGUAGCGAUUGCGGUGUCUUUGUGUGCCUUUUGAUGCGACAUCUCCUUGUCAAGCGCCUUCUGUGCGCCAAUGCCCGCGAGAAGGUAUCGAUGAGCAUGGGUGGGAAGAUGGUUGAUAGCUACGGCGGGCGUAAGGAAAUGAUGCGAAUAAUCGAAAAUCUCCGUAAGGAAGGAGAGCGAAGGCGAUCACGAAGCGCUAGUCCCUUUUCGAACAAGACACCACCGCGGAUCGAAUAG
Molecule: messenger RNA, 720 nt
Organism: Fusarium venenatum
Lineage: Eukaryota; Fungi; Ascomycota; Sordariomycetes; Hypocreales; Nectriaceae
Source: RefSeq, a predicted model, not a curated record